Messenger RNA from Soboliphyme baturini, 915 nucleotides. The record is from the annotation of a GenBank genome assembly. NCBI's taxonomy places the organism in Eukaryota, Metazoa, Nematoda, Enoplea, Dioctophymatida, Soboliphymatidae.
AUGCGCAUUGUACUUAAAUUUCAAACGACAUUGUUGUUGUUUAGGCUUCGGCCAUCGAGGCAUCGAUUUCCGAUCAUAGUUAGUCUUGACUGUAAUCACGGUGAAACGGAGAAGGUCGUCAGAUCGUUUGGGGACGCUAUAAAGUUUAUAAAACAGCCGAAUCAAACGGAGCCCGUGCUUCCGCGACAACAAAAGAAAUUUGCCGGUUACUACAAGAUUGCUCGUCAUUACCGUUGGGCCCUCAGCGAGGUAUUCUACAGGUUCGGCUACAACGCGACCGUCAUCACUGAAGAUGACCUGGAAGUGGCGAAGGACUUCUUCUCUUACUUCUCAACCACCUAUCCGUUACUGAAGAAGGACGAGUCGCUUUUCUGCAUUUCCGCCUGGAAUGAUAAUGGAAAACCCGGUUUGAUCGAGAAUGACCCUACGCUGUUGCACCGGACGGACUUCUUUCCCGGUUUGGGCUGGAUGUUGACCAAGGAUCUUUGGAACGAACUUGAGCCUAAAUGGCCACAGAGUUUCUGGGAUGACUGGAUUCGAGCUUCAGAGCAGCGGAAGAAUCGCGCCUGCAUUCGUCCAGAAAUAUCGCGAACAGCAAUGGCUUUGGAGGGCAAAAUAGGCGUCAGCAAGGGCCAGUAUUAUGAAAAACAUCUGAAGCACAUAAAGCUUAACAAAGAUGAAGAUAUAGUGGACUUUGAAAAACUUGAUCUCAGUUAUUUGCUAAAGGACACAUAUGAUCAGCACUUUGUGCAAACGGUUUACUCCUCACCUGAACUGACGUUAGACGAGUUUGCCAAACUGGAACGUGAAAAGGUUGUUUCCAUGUCAUCCAUCCGCUUCACGUACACUAACGCGAAAACCUUCAAGCGGUUAGCGACGAAAUUUCAGCUGAUGGAUGAUUUCAGAGUAAGUUGA